CCUCGGCUGCUCGGCGGCGCUCGGCACUUUCCGCGUCGCUGCUUUGCAGGGGCUGCUCCUCGCAGCCCAGUCGCUCUUUUUUCCGGGUUUGGAGCCGAUCCGGAUGCUGAGGGCGCCGGGUGCCUGGUCUCCGCGGACCUGAGGGCUUCUGUACAUGGAUUAUCUGAGGAUGUCUGAAUGUCUCCAGAUCUCACUUGCUGUUUGUAGACUUGGCAUCCGCACGUGUUUCCGAGCGCUGUGCUGCAAGGGACCCCCGCCCGCGCGCCCCGAGUAUGACCUCGUCUGCAUAGGCCUCACGGGCUCCGGCAAGACCAGCCUGCUGUCCCAGCUCUGCAGCGAGAGCCCCGAGCACGUCGUGUCCACCACCGGUUUUAGUAUAAAGGCAGUGCCCUUCCAGAACGCCGUCUUGAACGUGAAGGAGCUCGGAGGGGCCGACCACAUCCGCAAGUACUGGAGCCGCUACUACCAGGGCUCCCAGGGCGUGAUCUUCGUGCUGGACAGCGCAUCCUCCGAGGGCGACCUGGAGACGGCCCGCAGCGAGCUGCACUCGGCCCUGCAGCACCCGCAGCUCUGCACGCUGCCCUUCCUCAUCCUCGCCAGCCACCAGGACAAGCCGGCCGCCCGCUCCGCCCAGGAGGUCAAAAAGUACUUUGAGCUGGAGCCGCUGGCACGCGGACAGCGCUGGAUCCUGCAGCCCUGCUCGCUGGGCGACGUGGCGGCGCUGAAGGACAGCUUCUCCCGGCUCAUCCAGCUGCUGGAGGAGAAGGACCAGGAGGCCGCCAGGAUGUGAGCCUGGCAGGAGCGGUUCCCGGGCCUCGCGCCUCAUGCUCGUUCUCAUUUCCUGGCGUUUGGGGUAAGGCGUCCUCGUAGGUCGGCGUCUGCUUUCGUGUUAUCUCAGACUCAUCUCUCUGCCCCAGAGAAUAUUCCGCACGUCCGUGGACGACCGUCGGCAUGAACGUCAAGCACACACUACUGAGAGACUCGGUUCUCUGUUUACCACUGCCCGUCUCCGCCGCGUCUCUCCGGCCCCACGCGCCCCGCCUACGCCGCAGCGACGGAGCGCAGGGCUCGCGGGCACCGUCCCCGGAAGGGUCCGGGAGACUCGGAGCCCUGCCUCCGCCCCCGUGUUUGGGGCGCAGUGUUCUGUGACUGGGCUCCCCAGAGUAUGUGUCCCAUUUCACCAUGUCUCGGGGGGUAUGUUAUGUUAUGUUAUUUUUUAGUUUUUUGUAUACUGGCCUUACAGAUUAUGGGAGGAAAAUGAGCACCAGAAGCUUCAAUUAACCCGCAUCAAAAUGGACCGUCCGCCACGGGAAAGCGGCUGAGGAUUUAGGGACAAGACGCAUAGUUUCCGACCCUGCGUCUGAAGUCCCCGCUCCCCGUUCCGAGACGCGUUCCAGGACACCGAGGCACAGCGCUCGCGUCCGAUUCCUGCGUCAGCGAGUCCUCGGCGUUUUUUUAACGGAAAGGUUGCCCUGCACAAAGCUGAGCUGCGACUUGCUGUCGGGGUCUUUUUCUAAAAAUCUUGUGUCUGAUUAAAAUAGAAAAAAAUAAUUUUUUAAAAUAACAGGUAACGUUUUUAACAGCCACCCAACAGAGGCUUGUCUGUGCCGACCAUGGUGUGAGCGGCAUGGAUUUGACCGACGAGAAUCACGUGUCCAUCCAGCCGUCACGCGCCCCGUUCCGUGAAAAGGCGUGUCGGUAUUUCCCGUGUAAACCUCGAUUUUCCGGGGUCUCCAUGUGCCCCUAACAGUACUCGGGGGCUGUGGCAAGUACAGAACUCUAGCACCCAGUCAGUCUUUGCAGCGAACGUUUUGUUUCGUUUCCCUGACAUGGUAAAGUGGCAUAGAGAUGAAGGCACAGUUUUCCUGAAGCUUGGCACCUUUGCCCUUUUCUAAAUCAGGAGCAGUCGGGGCUAGGGAGGUUUGUAGUUGAAAUACGGUGGGCACAUUUUGUAGAUUUUUGACCACUUGCGAUUCUAAGCGGCCCAGUGACAGAAACUGCCCCUCCCCUGAGCACUGGAAGCAUGUCCGGGGUUUUAGGGCCGUGGCUGAGCCCCAAACACCGCAGCCCGCGCUGUCACAGCCGCACUGCCAUGGCGACGGGGCGCCGUCACACCCUGGAAGGUGUGGCGUUAAUUGCAGCGCUUGUGGUUUCACCUUGUGGGCGGGUUUUAAUGAAAUCAUUACCUUUGAGACAUCAAACAUCAUCUUGAAGCUUUUUAUUUUUUUUUAAUUGAACGGAUCCAGAAGAUUCAUCUUCACAUUUGUCUGCGGCGACUUGGGUGUCUUGACACUGUAGCCGCGAGCAGCACAGCACCAUCACCCGAUGCCCAGGCCCCGUCCCCCUGAUUCUGUCCUGUGUGCUCCUCCUCCGUGACAAAUAAAUGAUGAUCCGGCGCC
Messenger RNA from Myotis myotis, 2399 nucleotides. RefSeq names its product ADP ribosylation factor like GTPase 15 (gene ARL15). The transcript is spliced from 6 exons. The record is from RefSeq and is a predicted model, not a curated record. Gene Ontology annotation, molecular function: GTPase activity; GTP binding. Lineage: Eukaryota; Metazoa; Chordata; Mammalia; Chiroptera; Vespertilionidae. The coding region runs from base 155 to 790 and encodes 211 amino acids.